CCGCCUAGCUGCCUAGCCGCCUAGCGCGCGCCCUCGUCGGCCGCCACUCCGGCGCCGGCGCCCAAGCUCUCCGCCGCCGGGUGGCACUCUGGUCCCUCCCCCCUCCUCCCCCACCCUCGCUUUCAUGGCGUCGGGUUCUCGCAGUCCGCCUCCGUCUCCUCUGCUUUCCUUCGCGAGAGACCGGUGGUGUCGGGGAUCGGCCUCUCAGGCUCGCCGGGGUCGGCGCACUCCUCUUUCGCCGGAGUGGCCCAGCCUGAGGUGGCGGCACCAGCACCGGAGGCGUGGCGCAGGACGGGGCCUACCCGCAAGGUGCUCUGGAGGCAUCGUCGGGCGCUGCGGCGCCAGCAGGAGGCCGGCGGUCUUCGAAGCCGGGCGUCCUCGUCUUCCUCCGAACGAAGCCUGAUUCCGCCAGAUCUGUAUGGGCCCUGCUUUCGGUGCUUCCAGGAGGGUCACCGGCGGGAGGACUGCACCAACGAGCCUGUCUGCAUCCGCUGUGGCUUCUCGGGUCAUGUGUCCUCCCAGUGCACGGUGCCGCGCAGACCAAUCUCGGCGGUGGAGUUGCGCCGGGCGGUCAUUGACAGGGUUUCGAAGGCACAUCGGACUGAGUCAGUGCCGGUGCUUGCCCCGAAGGUGGGGAGGAGUCUGAUGGAGCCUAGGAAGGAUGCGCCUUGGGCGUCGCCCUCGCCAGUUGCGCCCGGUCUCCCUCCCACCAUGUCUGUCGGCCUGCCCUAGCAAGCGAGUGCAGAGAUCUGCAUUCUGCCGUGCUCAAGGGGGAUGGAUGAUCUGGAGCGCCGCCUGCAGCUUGCGGUGGUGAUGUAUGUGGGCGGGGCCAGACUGAGGGUCUCAUGUGUGGAUGCGGCGAUUGCCAUUUCUAAGCAGCUCGACAUCCCAAGGCACCAUUUUUCGGUGCACAAAUUCCACCCGGAAGAUUUUUUGGUGGUAUUUGCAUCGCACGAGGUCCGCAACAAAGCGCUGGGGGUGCCGUUCGUCGAGCACCAGGGUUUCAAGUUGUUCGUCAAGCCUUGGCUACGGCAAGCGCAAGCCAAAUCCAAGCUCAUGCGUGUUCAGGUGGAUCUGAUGAUUGAAGGUGUGCCUUCCCAUGCUUGGUCGAGAGAGACGGCGACGGAGCUGUUGGGCAGUUCGUGUCUGAUUGAAAGCUUGGCACCAGAGACUGCUAACAGAGAGGAUCUCUCCCUCUUCAAGUUGCAUGCUUGGUGCAUCGACUCGGAUGAGGUUCCUGCUCGCCGCAUGUUGUGGGUUCCGGAGCCGUCCGAGACCGUGGUGAACCCUGCGGCGCUUCUCCCCUCUUUCCGUCAGUUGCUGGAGUAUCCUACGCUCAUUCACAUCGGACGGGUGCGUGAUCAUACACCACCGGAACGCUGGCGACGAUCGCCGAGCUCGGAUGGUGGUAGCGGACAGAGUGGUCUGCUUGACAGUUCUAAUGGGAGCGUUCAGGGUGAGUGGUCAGUGCUUCCCUGGACUCGAGGGGUUUGUGAUGCCCGUGGGGUUGGCCGGAGCACGCCAAACUUCGCCGGCGGUGCUGGACAGGGUCGCUCGUACCGGCAGGUGCUAGAAGGUAGGGUGGGCCCUUCAGAUUGGAGGAUCCCGCCCAUGGGGCCAGGUGUGACGGCGACUGCGGCGCUGGGGGCCACGGGCCUGGUCCACAGGCAGUCUACCCUGGCUGGGGCGCGUUCAAACCAAUGGGUGGUUGAGAAUCCGUGGGAGGGUGAUUUGGUGACAGCUAGCGAGCUGGUCACUCUAGUGCAGAGUGACAGGGGCGCAGAGGAUAGAGAGAUUCCUGACAAAGUGGCGACGAUCAGCAGACAUACCACCCUUCCCUCGGGGGUGGAGCAGAUCCUGCCAAUCGAAAACAGGCAUGUCUCUCUCCCACCUGUGGUGGAGCUACUACAGCCAAUGGAGCAGUCUGGGACAGCUGGGAUUGUGGCCAAUGAUGAUGUGAGGAUCCUGGCUUCUCCUGUCGCGGAACGAGUCCAACAAAUCGAGCUGCAGGGGACAGCUUCUCCGCAGACAGAAGAUGAUAGGGAUCAGGUUUCCACUGUGGAGUUGGGCCCUAUGGGGACGGACCCAGGUGAGGUGGUGGGGGAGGUUGCGCAUGUGGGUCAGCCUUCCCAGCCGCGCUUCCCGAGAGAGCCGGGACCAGGUCAGGGCAGAUGCCUCGCUGAGGGCUGGGCCCCUGUGGAGGAGUUGUUGGCGCCCAAUGAUUCUGUGUAGCUGGUUGAUUCUGCGGCCUUGGAUAUUGUGCUGGUGGAGCCUGCAGUGGGACCGGUUGGUGAUAUGACCACGUUGCAUGCAUUGGUGGUGCAUGCAGAGGGACCGACUGGUGAUAUGGCUACGUUACAUGAUAUGGAUGCACCUGCCAGGUCGGACCGGAGUCCGGUGGAGACGCGCCUGUCAUCGAAGGAACAAGUGACGCUUGGCAACAUUAAGUCCUGCUGUGCUGGGUUGCUUAAGAAAUUGGCGCCCCCCUUGCUAAAAGAAAUUGAGGUGGUUAAUGGAGUUCGUCCGGGUCAAGACCCCUUCACGCCGCGUCGCAAUACUAGAUCGAUCAGCUCAUGCUCCAGCAACUCCAAGGCAUCGGCGGCUGAGACAGUUCUGCUCAAGGCCUUGGGCAUUGUGCCCGAUGAGUUGGCGAUCUCAGAGGAUGCGCUUGUCCAACUUCGAGAUAUGUUUGACUCGCCCCUACAAGAUAGACACUUGCGCACCAUCGCAGCGAUCUUCGGCAAGUCGCUACCCAUGGACCUGGGAGUGGAGAACCAAGCGGCCGUAGCACAUUAGCUACUGCUGGCAAGGGUGGAGUUCACGACAUUUUCCAAUGUCGUGCGUAAAGAUGGAGUUGGUUAGCUGGAAUGUUCGUGGUCUGAAUAGUCCGGCUAGGAGAAAGGCUUUGAGAGAGAUGAUCGAUUCUACUAGGGCUACCAUUUGGUGUGUACAAGAAUCAAAACUAGAUGUUGUAGACCAAUUUAUCAUUAUGCAAUGCUUUGG
This is a messenger RNA of Triticum aestivum (bread wheat), 3003 nucleotides long. RefSeq lists its product as uncharacterized. The transcript has a single exon. The record is from RefSeq and is a predicted model, not a curated record. Bases 775 to 2232 code for a protein of 485 amino acids. Lineage: Eukaryota; Viridiplantae; Streptophyta; Magnoliopsida; Poales; Poaceae.